Molecule: messenger RNA, 1542 nt
Organism: Peniophora sp. CBMAI 1063
Lineage: Eukaryota; Fungi; Basidiomycota; Agaricomycetes; Russulales; Peniophoraceae
Source: the annotation of a GenBank genome assembly
AUGGACGACGAAUACGUUGAUGUCACAGACGACGGCCCGAGCGAGCCCGCCACAACCGCCACGGGCCGUCCCCGGCGCGCCGCCGCCCAGCGCCGCUUCGACACGCCGGACUACGUCGACGACGACGACGAAGAUGACCGCAAAGACGGCACCGUGCGCGGCUCGCGCUCCGGCCCGCGUCCCCGCAUCACCCUCGGCAACGGCCCCGCGCCCAAACUCAAGCUCAAGCUGAGCGAGAAAAGCACGGCGGCGCUGGCGCCGGGCAUGAGUUUCCUGGGCGCGUACGAUCGGGAGCUGGACUCGGACGACGAGGAUUUGACGUUUGAGGAGCAGUUUGUGUUGAGGCUGCCGCCUGGGGAGGAUCUGGAGAAGUUGAGGAGUAUGGUGCAGAGUAGGGAGGUUAGCAAUGAUGUUUGGUUCAAGUUUAAGGACUCUCGACGAGCUGUAUUUCAUAUUGGCACACAUCUAUACUCGGCCAAGCUCGUAGACUUGCCAUGUAUCAUCGAGUCGCAGAAGACGAUAGACGGCAAGCAGAUGUUCAAAGUCGCCGAUAUUUGUCAGAUGCUCGUAGUUGAAAACCGCAUCCCCUCCGAAUCCGCCGUCGGCCAUGACCGAAUAAACGUAGACGAGUUCAUCUGGCCGCACGGCGUAACCCCUCCCCUGCGCCACGUCCGCAAACGCCGUUUCCGCAAGCGUGCCUCCAAACGAAAGAUUGAGAGCGUUGAGGAAGAAGUGGAGCGUCUACUGGGCCAAGAUGAGCUGGCAAGCGAGAUGAAGUACGAGGUUCUGGAGAACGUCAACCCCGACCUGAGCGAUAGCGAGUUUAUCGAGAAGGAAGAGGAGGAAGAACCCGAGAUGCCCACGCCCGGACCCUACUCAGAGGCCGGCGACCCCGUCACACCUAGCGCGGCCAAUAACGGCGGUGCAAACUCCGACGAAGAGAACGAAGGGGAGAUCGACGAGGAGCUGGCGGCGGAAUUGGAUCUGGCGCUGAACAAAGACGAGGACGACGAAGACGGGAGAGACGAGGAUGACGAGGAGUCCGACGAAGAAUCAGACGAGGACGAUCUAGAAGGGAGCGACGAGGACAAUGCCGAUACGCAGGCCAAACGGCUGCUCAACGGUGAAAUCGCCGAUCUCGAGCGGGCCGUUCAACGUCGUGAGGCAGAAAUGGCCAACACAGCCAACCCGCUCAUUCGUCGCCGGUUUGAGGACGCGCUCAGGAAGAUGAAGGGCGAGCUCGACGCCAAACGCUUACAGCGGACCAGGCUCGAUACGGGUGGCGAAGGCGAGGACGCAGGGGACGAGGGCGACGACGAAGAGGACGAGGAGGACGAGAGCCUCGUACCGCUGCCACCUUUGCUCGAACAGGGCAUGCCGCCUUUGCCGCCGGGAAUGAUGCCUCCGCCGCCGGGUAUGCCGCCGCCUCCCGGUAUGAUGCCACCGCCUGGGCCACCGCCGCCUGGGAUGCCGCCGCCGCCUGGGAUGGAGGUGGACGACGAUGGGUUGUUUGGGCCUGACGAUGAUGUGGACAUGGCUUGA